This is a messenger RNA of Symbiodinium natans, 858 nucleotides long. The record is from the annotation of a GenBank genome assembly. NCBI's taxonomy places the organism in Eukaryota, Dinophyceae, Suessiales, Symbiodiniaceae.
AUGGCAUUGAAGCACUUGCAAUGGGUUCUGGCGAUUGUUUUGGUCUUGAUACUGCCACUCCUUGCUCUACUCGUAGUUCGCGGCCCUGUGGAUGGUACCGGUGACACAACGCCGGGCUUCUGGGGAGCAAAAACAGCAUCUGUGAAUUGGUGUGAGAGGGACUAUGUAGUAUCCUUCUACAUUGCCGAGUUUGCAAAUUCGGUGACCUCGCUGUGCCUGGUUGCCACCGGCAUCUAUGGCAUCCACGCGCAUGUGAAUUUGGUAGAGCUGCGCUACCUCCUAGCCUUCUUCUCCUUCGUGGUUAUUGGCCUGGGCAGCUUCGCGUUUCAUGGGACCCUUCUCCGAAGCAUGCAGCUGCUGGAUGAGGUCCCGAUGGUGUGGGCAAACACCGUAUUUAUCUACAUCUGUCGUUCAAUGAAGGAUGCACGAGGCAGCCGCAGGGUUGGUGAAGGUAUGGUGCUUGCAGUACUGACUGUGCUGGCCACUCUGGCAAUUGCUGUCUUUGACACCGACAAUCAAAACGUGUUUCUGCUGUGCUAUGGGAGCGGUGUCCUCUAUCUUGUGUGGCGUUCAUACAAGUUCUGUCGCGACUCCACGAGCAGCACGUCGUGGCUUCUCUUCAUCACUGCGAUGUUGUCUUACGCCGGUGGCUUCCUUCUCUGGCUCGCUGACCGCAACUUCUGCCACUCUGUACGCCAGUUGCAUUUGCACGUGUUUUGGCAUUUCGGCGCGGAUCUGGGAACCUUCGCGGCGGUCCUCCUGUGGAUAUGGGUGCGUUCCGAGGUCCUGGCCACAAAGGUGGUUUUGCGGGGGCGCAGCCCCAUGACUUGGCGGAUUGCUGCAGCUCCACAGGACUGA